Molecule: messenger RNA, 1913 nt
Organism: Tauraco erythrolophus (red-crested turaco)
Lineage: Eukaryota; Metazoa; Chordata; Aves; Musophagiformes; Musophagidae
Source: RefSeq, a predicted model, not a curated record
GCGUGCCCGGCUGCGCGCUGGCUUUCGCCCCACAGCACUGAGCAGGGGGCCAGGGAUCAAGGCACAUCUCCAGAGACGGGUGGAUGGAGAGGGUCUGAAUGGACUGACAGUAGACCCCCAGAGAGAUACAUGGCCAGCUCCCAAGAGGUGCAGGAACAGCUUGGCGUUGGGUGCUCCAGCGCAGACCUCCGACUUCCCUUUUCUCGCCAGCGCGAGCUGAUUUUUUCCUCUGUGUUUUUUGAGUUGCUUUGGUGGGAGCCACUUGGCCCCUUCUUCUUCUACCCUCCAGGAUGGUGAGGUGGUUUCACCGUGACCUGAGUGGGCUGGAAGCCGAAGCCUUACUGAAGGGACGAGGUGUCCAUGGGAGCUUUCUGGCCAGACCCAGUCGGAAGAAUCAGGGGGAUUUUUCUCUUUCAGUCCGGGUUGGUGAUCAGGUAACCCAUAUCCGCAUCCAGAAUACCGGGGAUUUCUAUGACCUGUACGGAGGGGAGAAGUUUGCCACCUUGUCAGAACUGGUGGAGUACUACACGCAGCAACAGGGCUCGCUGCAGGACAAAGAUGGAACCAUCAUUGACUUGCGAUACCCGCUCAACUGUUCUGACCCCACUACGGAGAGAUGGUACCAUGGGCAUCUGUCAGGCUCUGCAGCUGAGUCGCUUCUCCAGGCCAAAGCCACCCCUUGGACCUUCUUGGUGCGGGAGAGCCUGAGCAAACCUGGGGAUUUUGUCUUGUCCGUCCUCACCGACCAGCUUAAACCCGGCUCUGAUGCUCCACCAGCUGGGGCAACCAGUGCCCCCAAGGCCCGGCUCAAAGUCACGCACAUCAAGAUCAUGUGUGAGAACGGGCGCUACACCGUUGGAGGUGCCGAAACGUUUGACAGCUUGGCGGAUCUGGUGGAGCACUUCAAGAAGACUGGAAUCGAGGAGAUGUCUGGCUCCUUUGUGUACCUCAAGCAGCCCUACUAUGCUACGAGGGUGAAUGCUGCUGACAUUGAGAACAGGGUGCAGGAGCUGAACAAGAAGAGUGUAUCUGAGGAGACGUCCAAGGCUGGAUUCUGGGAGGAAUUUGAUAGUCUGCAAAAACAGGAAGCCAAGCACCUCUUUGACCGUCACGAGGGUCAGAGACCUGAAAACAAGAGCAAGAACCGAUACAAGAACAUCUUGCCCUUUGAUCACUCCAGAGUCGUCCUCCAAGGAAGGGACCCAAAUAUCCCUGGAUCUGACUAUAUCAAUGCCAACUACGUCAAGAACAACCUCAUCAGCCCCGAUGAGCGCACCAAGACCUACAUCGCUAGCCAGGGCUGCCUGGAUGCCACCGUCAAUGACUUCUGGCAGAUGGUGUGGCAGGAGAACACGCGCAUUAUCGUGAUGACCACGCGGGAGGUAGAAAAAGGGCGGAACAAAUGUGUGCCCUACUGGCCGGAGGUGGGCAGCACGAAGGAAUAUGGUCCCUACCUUGUGAAGAACGCUGGGGAGCACGACGCGUUGGAGUACAAACUCCGGCACCUCUGCGUGUGUCCGACGGAUAACGGUAAGGCAGUGCGUGAGAUUUGGCACUACCAGUACCUGAGCUGGCCUGACCACGGCGUGCCCAGCGAGCCAGGAGGAGUGCUCAGCUUCCUCGACCAAAUAAACCAGAAGCAGGAGAGCAUGCCAGGUGCAGGACCUGUUCUGGUGCAUUGCAGUGCUGGGAUCGGCCGCACUGGGACCAUCAUCGUCAUCGAUAUGAUAGUGGAAGCGAUCUCCACCAAGGGGCUGGACUGUGACAUUGACAUCCAGAAGACCAUCCAGAUGGUGAGGGCCCAACGCUCAGGGAUGGUGCAGACGGAGGCCCAGUACAAGUUCAUCUACAUGGCCAUCUGCCAGUUCAUAGAGACGACCAAGAAGAAGCUGGAAGUUAUCCAGUCUCAGAAG